Messenger RNA from Guyanagaster necrorhizus, 553 nucleotides. RefSeq lists its product as uncharacterized. Gene Ontology annotation, molecular function: protein binding. Bases 21 to 245 code for a protein of 74 amino acids. The transcript is spliced from 4 exons. Lineage: Eukaryota; Fungi; Basidiomycota; Agaricomycetes; Agaricales; Physalacriaceae. The record is from RefSeq and is a predicted model, not a curated record.
CUCUUCUUACGCGUCCAUGAAUGCCAGAAAUCACCGUCCUAGUACGACGAGAUACCAAGUUCUCCAAAGUCUUCCAGGCAGCUGAGGUGCGUUAUACGCGGGACUGGGUCGAGCCGUGCACGUUCAAGUUUACGUAUGAGGGCAAGCGAGUACAGAAGGAUGACACGCCUGCAGCGAUUGACAUGGAGGAUGGUGAUACGAUAGACGCGCAUUUAGGGCAGGUCGGAGGCGGGCCUUGGUGGUGAUGAACCAUCUGUAGUAUCUAUGCUAUAUUCCUAGCAACUGGGGGUACUGAAGAAGACCGCCUUCAACUUGGAUGGUGGAAGGGUGUAUAUACUAUUCUGUCGCGUUUUACCGGGUAUCUUCAGGUUUAUCAUCGCUGGCUUAUUGGUUUUUGUUCUUUCCCUCCUGCUUUUUGCGUGUUUGUAGGAACGACACGCACCGACGCAUCUGGUCGACUGGAGCCUGCCUGCUCCACCGGUCGUUUGGCCGAUUUUGUGAAGAGAUAUGGACCUUAGUACAAAGGCCUCUGCUGAAAUAAUAAGUCUUGGGG